ACUGUGCUAUCUUCAGCCUCUGGGACCAGCCAACACCGUUUUGUGAGCUUAACUCCUUAUUACUGAUCAACCAUGAGCUCCCAGAUUUGUCAGAAUUAUUCCAGCAAGGUUGAGGCCUCUGUCAGCCACCUGGUCAACAUGCAUCUGCGGGCCUCCUACACCUACCUCUCUCUGGGCUUCCAUUUCAACCGCGACGAUGUGGCUCUGGAGGGCGUUGGCCACUUUUUCUGUGAAUUGGCUGAGGAGAAGCGCGAGGGUGUGGAGCGUUUCUUGAAAAUGCAAAACCAGCGCGGCGGCCACGCCCUCUUCCAGGACUUGCAGAAGCCAUCUCAAGAUGAGUGGGGAGAUCUGAACAACACAGGUUUGAACUGACCAGUC
Molecule: messenger RNA, 378 nt
Organism: Vicugna pacos (alpaca)
Lineage: Eukaryota; Metazoa; Chordata; Mammalia; Artiodactyla; Camelidae
Source: RefSeq, a predicted model, not a curated record